AUGGCCGGACAAGGGCGCUCGUUGCUUACGCCGAGAGCCGCCCUAGAUCUGUUGGAGCACUUUGACGUGGCCGACGAUCCUCUCGCCAAAGCCUUUCUUGCCGAUAUUCUUGCUUCGGAUGCAGCACCUCGACGGGAAAUCGAAUUGCUCCGACAGCUAAGUGUGCUGCCAGUUGGAUGUGAGAGCGCUCCUGCCGAGAACGGCAAGACAGACAAGAAAGAAAGCCGAAAGCGGCAGGAGAGAGCGAGCAAGCCGGAAGAAGUCCAAGUCUCGCCUUUUUUCGAUAUCGACAAUGAAGCCGAAGUCAAUGAGAAAGGUCACGAUAAUGUCACCCAGAGCUCGGACAAGUCGAUCACGUCUGGUGCUCAGGCUUCGACUCGACUUGUUGCUGUCUUCACGACGACUGCAAUCCUGAAUGCGCAGCCAUUGUCUGCCAGGCCCCCCGAAACACCGCCUUCGCACAAGACGAGCUUUGAGGAAGCAUCAUCCACGUCCGGGCGCCGAGCCGGGCCGCGAGACCAGAAAAGGGAGCUGACAUCACCUUUCUUCACGUCGAGAGAGGUCGACGAGAAAAAGCCCCCAAAGACGCCCAGGACGCCCAAGCGAGCAGUCUCUGGGCUACCGUUUGCACCACUGACGGCCGCUCGCUUCGGUCUCAUCCAGGAAGACCUGGCCGACGAUCUGUUCUGGCUGCUGGUCGCGCUCGUCUUUCUCGUCCGCGUCGCCGGCCGCACGUCGCUGCCCGUCUUCUGGGCCGUCAAGGCAGCCUAUCCGACGGCCGAUGCGCUCGCCGAUGCCAGCCCGCGCGCCCUCGUCACCCUUUUACAUCCACUCGGCAUGUCGUCGGUGCGCUGCGCCACCAUCCAGCGCUACGCCCGCCAGUGGCUCGAGCAGCCGCCGCGCCCUGGCAUCUGCUCGACCGUCAGGCGAUACCCGCAACUGCCCGAGGCAGAGGCAGAGUCAAAAGCGCGCAAAGGCUGCACCAUCGCCGGCGACUCACAGUGGGAAAUCGGCCAUCUCACCCAAGGCGCCUACACUGUCGACUCGUGGCGCAUCUUCUGCCGUGACGUCCUGCUCGGCCGCUCCGACAGCUGGCAGGGCCGUGCUGGCCGCUGCCACUCCUUCCAGCCAGAGUGGAUGCGCGUGCUGCCACGCGACAAGGAACUGCGCGCCUGUCUGCGCUGGAUGUGGAUGAAGGAAGGCUGGGACUGGGACCCGCGGACAGGCAACCGUACCGUACUGUAG
Messenger RNA from Grosmannia clavigera kw1407, 1245 nucleotides. Its product is annotated as pre-mRNA splicing factor. The record is from RefSeq and is a predicted model, not a curated record. Bases 1 to 1245 code for a protein of 414 amino acids. The transcript has a single exon. Gene Ontology annotation, cellular component: nucleus. Gene Ontology annotation, molecular function: DNA binding; catalytic activity. Lineage: Eukaryota; Fungi; Ascomycota; Sordariomycetes; Ophiostomatales; Ophiostomataceae. Gene Ontology annotation, biological process: DNA repair.